UGAUGCAAUUUUUAUUUACCCAAAUUUUUGAUUAAUUCUGUUUUAUAUUUUAAAUAAUUAAAUUUUCUAGAUUUCAAUAAUUUUAAAAUUUUAUAAAUAAUUGUAUUUAGCUACGUAUAUGUAUAAUAUAUAAACUAUAUAUAUUAUAUAUGUACAUAAGUUAUUUUUUAAAUUUUUAUUUUAAUUAAUAAUAAGUUAAAUAAUAUUAAAUUUGUAUAAAAAUCUAAACGAUUACGCAUGUAAUUUACUGACUCACUUAUGAGUCACUUUUUAAAUAUGACUUGUGGAUUUUAAUUUUUUAUUUUGUUUUGAUUAAAAAAAUAAUAGUGAUAAAUGCAUAUAAUAAUAAGAUAUCACAAAAAAUUAUUAUAUAUAUUUUAAAUAUUGUAAAGAAGGUUAGAUAAUUAAUAUUUGAAGAACAUUAUAAAAUCUUAUUAAAAAUUUUAUUUAUACUAUUAAAUCUAAAAUAUUUUAAACAUCGAAACUAUAAAUAAUAAAUGAAAAAUAUUUCAUUAAAAAAAUAAUAUUACCAAUUUGUAUAUUAUUUAUCAAAACAAUUAUUUGUAAAUAAAAAUGGGUCAGUUUCUUGACAGUAAUAGACACAUGACUACUCGCGUAAUGUUUGAUGAAAAAAGCGAAAACGGAUUAAUUGUUGGUGGCAAAUACUUACCAGAAGAAUUAUUAGCAGAAAUUUUUUGUUAUGUAGAUUAUAACUCUUUGUUAAAUUGUCAAUUAGUGUGUAAACUUUGGAAAAAUUUAAUUCAAACUUAUGUUUGGCGUAAAAAAGCUGAAAUUAUUUUCGGUCGAUCACUCCUUUUUGAUAAGGAGGUUUCUUGGCAUACAUAUUAUCUUAUGUGUAAAAAGAAACCUUUUGAAAGGAAUUUGAUAAAAAAUCAUUCUGGAGAAUACGGAACGCAAAAAUGGAAAAUUCUUGAUGAAGGUGGUGAUCGUUGGAAAGUAGAAAAUCCUCCAAUAGGAGUUUCACCUUUGCCAAAUAAUGAAGCUAUUUUUAAAGGAAAUCAAUUUUGUUUUGUUACUUCUUAUAGAAGAUGCACUAAAGCACAAGUAAUUGAUCUAGAAAUUGAAGGAUUGACAUCAUAUGUUUUAGACAAUUUACAACCUUUAAUAGUGGUAAGUGAAUGGUAUAGUUGUCGUUGGGAUUGUCCAGCUAUCUAUGAAUGUAAAAUCAAAUUAUUAGGAGAAGACAAUAAAAUCAUUGAUUCUUUUGAAUUCCAUGAUAGUAUUGAAGAAGAAAAACAGAAUGAGUGGCAUCAGAUAUUACAUGAAUUUAAGAACUAUGGACCUGGACUUAGAAGAAUUUGUUUUUGUCAUGGCGGUACUGAUAAAUUAUUUUGGGCAGGACAUUAUGGCAGCAAAAUGGCAGGUGCCUGUGUAUGUGUAAAAAUUCCCAUAGUUCAAUUUCGCAACAGUGAAGAAAUUAAUAUAUUAUCCAAUAAAAAUUAUAAUGCAAAACAUAUUUCAAAAAAAAAAUAAGCUAUAUUUUUAUUGAAAAUAUGAAUAAUAUUCACACAAGUUAAUAUUCACAAAAAUAUUUUGAAUAUAUUAUUUAAAGUAUAAUAUAUAAUAUUCAUAUAUUUUAA
Apis cerana (Asiatic honeybee) is the source of this 1601-nucleotide messenger RNA. RefSeq names its product F-box only protein 6. Gene Ontology annotation, cellular component: cytoplasm; SCF ubiquitin ligase complex. Gene Ontology annotation, molecular function: protein binding; ubiquitin protein ligase activity. Gene Ontology annotation, biological process: glycoprotein catabolic process; SCF-dependent proteasomal ubiquitin-dependent protein catabolic process; ERAD pathway. The record is from RefSeq and is a predicted model, not a curated record. Lineage: Eukaryota; Metazoa; Arthropoda; Insecta; Hymenoptera; Apidae.